AUGCAGCCCCAGCGACGCCGGCGUGAGUCCCUCACGCCGCAGCAGCUGCGUGAGUGGUACGCUGGUUGGGGCUGUAGGGGUGGCGACGCUACUCCUACUACCACUCCUGCUGCUUCUACUCGUGGUGGCGGCCAGAUGCAGCUCCCGCGACCCUCUCGCGUGUCUCUCACGCCUCGCCAGCUUCGUGAGUGGUACGCUCAGAGUGGAGGGUCUCUCAGUGCUGUUCGCUGCUCUUACGUGAUUCGCACUGGUACUCGGACUGGUCAGCCUUGUGGGACACGUAGUCAUACACCGUCCCGCUGCUUCGCCCGUCUGAGCGACGCCUGGCGUACCGUGUUUGGCGACGAGGCUGAGCUUCCCGACUGGGUGGAGUUGCUUAGGCAGAGGGUAGAUAUAUAUGCUCUUGACUAUGAUGCUAUUCUCACUGCCAUGUAUGCAUUGCCUACUAGUGCUGACCGUGCAGGUCACCUGUGCGUCCCGCCUGACCCAGGUAUAGGACCUGCUGCUCUAGCUACUGGUGAGGCUGCUGCUCUGGGUGCUAGUGAGUCUCCUGCUCCAGGUACAGGUGCGGCUGCUGCUCUAGGUGCUAGUGAGUCUGCUUCCUCAGGUGCGGGUGAGGCUGCGCUCUCAGGUACCGCGUUGGCUUCGGCCUCCCUCACCUUUACACUUGACUCUGGGGCUUCUCGCUCCUUCUUUCGGGACCGCACCACACUCACGCCGCUUGGUCGGCCGGUUGCAGUCUCCCUGGCUGACCCCUCUGGGGGUCCUGUCCUCGCUCACUUCUCCACUGUCCUCCCGUGUCCGGCUGCCCCCUCGGGCACCCUGCCUGGCCUGUACCUCCCCUCGUUCUCGACGAACUUGGUGAGUGGUGCAGACCUACAGGAUGCGGGGGUUCACCAGUUCACUCCUGCGAGUCAGCGGGUGACCCACUGCACGGACGCACGCACAGGCCGGCACCUGGCCACGUUCUCGCGUCGGCCGGGGUCGAGCCUCUACACCCUGACCACUGAGUCUCCUCCUGUCCCCGUGUCCGGUCAGGUAGCAGCGUCGGGUCAGGUGUUUGCUGCUGCGUCCAGGUCUGGUCCUGAGUCUGCCCCCUGUACUUGUCGCCUCCUGUCUCACGAGACUCUCCUGUGGCACCACCGUCUUGGCCACCCCUCCUUGCCCCGUCUUCGGAGCAUGGCUUCCCGUGUCCUUGUCUCUGGUCUUCCCCAGUCUCUCCCUCCUCUCCCCUCCGGGCCAGGACCUUCCUGUGUCCCCUGUGUCGAGGGUCGCCUCCGGGCUACUCCUCACUCCUCCCACUUCCCCCCGACAGAGGCUCCCCUGCACACGCUUCACAUGGAUGUGUGGGGCCCAGCCCCCGUCCGUGGGCAGGAUUACGAGCGCUACUUCCUGUUGGUGGUUGACGACUACUCGCGUUACACCACAGUCCUCCCCUUGCGCAGCAAGGGUGAGGUCACUGAGGUGCUGAUCGACUGGAUCCGCGAGGCUCGUCUCCGGCUCAGGAAGAGCUUCGGCUCGGACUUUCCUGUUCUGCGUCUGCACUCGGACAGAGGCGGAGAGUUCUCCUCUGGCCUUCUGCGUGCCUACUGUCGUGCGCGAGGCAUCCGCCAGUCCUUCACGCUUCCGGACUCACCACAGCAAAAUGGGAUUGCUGAGCGCCGCAUUGGCAUGGUCAUGGAUGUCGCUCGUACGUCCAUGAUGCAUGCGGCUGCCCCCCAUUUUCUGUGGCCGUUUGCGGUGAGGUACGCGGCGCAUCAGCUCAACCUUCACCCCCGGGUCUCUCGGCCUGCGAUGUCCCCAGCCUUGCUGUGGACAGGGAAGGUUGGCGAUGCGUCUGUGUUCCGUGUCUGGGGAUCUCGGGCGUUUGUCCGCGACUUGUCUGCGGACAAGCUGUCCCCUCGUGCUGCUCCCUGUGUCUUCCUUGGCUUCCCCACUGACGCCCCAGGGUGGCAGUUUUACCACCCCUCCUCUCGUCGUGUUCUGUCCUCCCAGGACGUCACGUUCGACGAGUCAGUCCCCUUCUACCGUCUCUUCCCCUACCGCACUCCUUCCCUCCCCCCUGCCCCGGACUUCCUUGUACCGGUUCCCCCCCCGGUAGACCCCCUCCCCCCUCAGGUUCCUGCCCCCUCAGGUGUGUCCCAGGUAGACGCCGUUGACCCGGUCGAGGUUACAGGUGACUCUGGUGCUGCUGCGGGUGCUGAGUCUGGAGGCGUGCUGCUGAGUCUGGAGGUGCUGCUGGAGCUGGAGCUGGAGCUUCUUCGACCGUCGAGGGUGCGGGUGCUGCCGGUCCCGGAGCUACUGGACCUGCGGGUCCUCCUGGAGCUGGAGCUGCUGAGGGCGUUGGUGCUGAGCCUGCUGCUGUUGGUCCUGCCGCUGGAGGUGUGGGUGGCGCUGGUACUGUCUCUGAGGGCGCUGGUGCUGUCCCUGCUGCGUCUGGAGCUGCUGAGCCUGGGGUUUCUCCUGCUGCUGCGUCUCGCCGGGAGCCCCUCUCUCCAUAGGAGCUGCGCGAGUGGUACGCUCGCCGCUGGAGGCGUGCUGCUGAGUCUGGAGGUGCUGCUGGAGCUGGAGCUGGAGCUUCUUCGACCGUCGAGGGUGCGGGUGCUGCCGGUCCCGGAGCUGCUGGACCUGCGGGUCCUCCUGGAGAUGGAGGUGCUGAGGGCGUUGGUGCUGAGCCUACUGCUAUUGGUCCUGCCGCUGGAGGUGUGGGUGGCGCUGGUGCUGUCGCUGAGGGUGCUGGUGCUGUCCCUGCUGAAGUGUCCACAGCCUGUCCAGUCGCAGUCACUGUUGGAGCCUUCCUCUCCUCUGCCUGCUCCCUCUCCUUACACUGGUCCUACUGGAGGUCUUGCUGAGCGUCGUGAGCCUGCGUCUCGUCCCGCGUCGCCUGUUCGUGCUGCUCGCGCUAGUGGUCGCGGUUCGCGUCAGCGUCCUCCUCCUGUCCCUGGCACGCACCGGAUGUCUCUGCGUCCGUCCACUGCUCCUCUGCGUGCCCCUUUGCCUUCGCCUCCUGAGUCCUCUCUUCCUGCGCUUGCCGACCCUGAGUCGGACUCUCUUCGCGCUGCCAGUCCUACUGUCACGCGUCUGCUUGCUACUCUCGUCACUGACCCCUCUUUUGAGUCCACUGCUGCGUCUGCUCUAGUCGCUGAGCUCGUUGACUUUGCUGCUCGCUGUCGUCUCGACUACGCUGCUGGUCUUGUUGCUGAGUCUGAGUCUGUCUGUCCUCCGUCCGUCGGGGGUGAGUGUGCUCUUGGCACGGACGUCCUAGAGGACAGACAGGAGGAGUUACAGUGUCUAGCGGCUGCUUCACCUCAUCUCGCGUCUGUAUUGCUUGCCCCUGAGGGAGACCCGGAUGCACUAGACAUCCCGACUCCGCGUUCUUACGCGGAGGCCGUAGAGGGUCCCUACUCCUCUCAGUGGCAGGCAGCUAUGGAUGCAGAGAUGGCUUCCUGGAAGUCCACAGGCACCUACGUUGACGCAGUUCCCCCUCCUGGGGCGAACAUCGUCAGUGGCAUGUGGAUCUUCCGGGUGAAGCGGCCGCCGGGCUCUCCACCUGUCUUCAAGGCGCGGUACGUUGCUCGUGGCUUCAGUCAGCGGCAGGGAGUUGACUACUUUCAGACCUUCUCUCCCACCCCGAAGAUGACCACUCUUCGGGUGCUGCUGCACAUAGCCGCUCAGCGCGACUACGAGCUUCACUCUCUCGACUUCAGCACUGCGUUCCUGCAGGGUAGCCUGCACGAGGAGAUCUGGCUGCGCCGUCCGCCUGGCUUCACUGGGACUUUCCCUCCUGGCACCCAGUGGAGCCUCCGACGGCCAGUCUACGGUCUCCGCCAGGCACCUCGUGAGUGGCACGACACACUGAGGACUACGCUUGCGGCUCUUGGGUUUGCUCCUUCUACUGCUGACCCGUCGCUGUUUCUGCGCACCGACACUUCUCUGCCGCCGUUCUACAUCCUCGUGUACGUCGACGACUUGGUCUUUGCCACAGCGGACACUGCUGGACUCGCCUACGUGAUGUCUGAGCUGCAGAAGAGACACACGUGCACAGACCUGGGUCAACUGCGCAGCUACCUUGGCUUGCAGAUCACUCGGGACAGAGCACGCCGCACCAUUACCUUGACUCAGUCACACAUGGUGCAGCAGGUCCUUCAGCGCUUCGGCUUCACGUACUCCUCGCCUCAGGCCACUCCUCUGCCUACUCGCCACUCACUCUCAGCUCUGCCUUCGGAUGAGUCCGUAGAGUCGAGUGGUCCGUAUGCAGAGCUUGUUGGCUGCCUCAUGUACCUGAUGACCUGCACACGACCUGACCUUGCAUAUCCUCUGAGCAUUCUUGCACGCUAUGUUGCUCCUGGGAGACACCGACUAGAGCACAUGGCUGCAGCGAAGAGGGUAUUGCGCUACCUGUGCAGUACGUCGGGCAUGGGGCUUGUGCUUGGAGGGCGGAGUCCAGUGGUCCUUACCGGCCACGCGGACGCUUCUUGGGCUGACGACCAGGCUACGCAGCGGUCGUCACAGGGUUACACCUUCAGCCUUGGUUCCGGCUCUGUCUCGUGGCGGUCUACUCGCUCGUCUUCGGUUCUCGGCUCCAGUUGUGAGGCUGAGAUCUACGCCGGGGCCAUGGCUGCACAGGAGCUUCGCUGGCUCACCUACCUGCUGACUGACCUUGGAGAGCCGCCUCGUUCUCCUCCAGUGCUGUACGUAGACAACAAGGCCAUGCUGGCCUUGUGUCGAGAGCAGCGCUUGGAGCACAGAACGAAGCACAUUGCUCUCCGCUACUUCCUUGCUCGUGAGCUGCAGCAGCGUGGUCAGUUGCGACUUGCGUACGUGGCCUCUGAGGCCAACACUGCUGAUGUGUUCACCAAGGCACUCGCGCCUUGUGACCAUCAGCGCUUUUGCACCCAGCUGGGUCUUGUGCCUGUCUUGCCUCACUUGCUCUCCUCUUGA
Molecule: messenger RNA, 4941 nt
Organism: Closterium sp. NIES-65
Lineage: Eukaryota; Viridiplantae; Streptophyta; Zygnematophyceae; Desmidiales; Closteriaceae
Source: the annotation of a GenBank genome assembly